Misgurnus anguillicaudatus (oriental weatherfish) is the source of this 4401-nucleotide messenger RNA. It is a transcript of the gene srrm4, whose product is annotated as serine/arginine repetitive matrix 4. Lineage: Eukaryota; Metazoa; Chordata; Actinopteri; Cypriniformes; Cobitidae. The record is from RefSeq and is a predicted model, not a curated record. Gene Ontology annotation, molecular function: mRNA binding. Gene Ontology annotation, cellular component: nucleus. Gene Ontology annotation, biological process: mRNA processing; regulation of RNA splicing; neuron maturation.
AGAGAGAGAAAGAGAGUAGACGAAGAAGAGAGUGAUGGUCUCAGUGCCUGUGUGACCUAUAGCCCCCAAAUCUUUUCCCUUUAACGUCACGAGGUGCGUGCAACAAAACGAGGCACUAUCAACUGAGCUCUUUACAUUAACCCAGCUCGCGCACGAGCCGCCGUCAGCUGUGCGCCUCGCACGCGUCCAACUCUACAGUUUUAUACAUAUAAAACUACAGGGCUCUCCUUGGCUUGCGAAUAUGUUUUCUUUCAUUCAACAGUUUUAUUGAUAGCGCGACUUUAUUGAAUAAAAGGAAAACAAAUCAAAAUUUUAAUUAAUUUGAAGGCGGGAGGCGCGAGUGCUAAGCGCGUGAGGGAAAGCCGAGACAAUAAAUAGAAGCUGCCCGCUGUAACGGUCAUCGUAACGUCCGUCGCCGUCGUAAAACUGAGGGGAAAUCGUAAACUGACGCUCAAAACGAAGACUCAAACCAACUUUAACCCUUUCAAACGGGCUCUCACGCAGAAACCCAAAGAAAACACGACCAAAAGAAGCUUCAUCUGCUAAAACAAACGACUGGUUUCAGAACUUGGACAGCUCCCUGGUGCAGCCGCCUACACACGGCACAUCGAGCAACUGUUUGAGGAUUCGGUGAAACUACAUCGCAGAAUCGUCUUUCUGAGAUUUCGGUUUAGUCCCGGGUUUUCUCCCGUUAUAUUGUGGAGCCAUGACAAGUGUACUUUUGGGAGAGAAGCAGCUUUUUGAGAAGUUCUGGAAGGGAACGUUCAAAGCCGUGGCUAUGCCGCGACCCGAGAGCAUCAUCGUGGCCAGCAUCACCGCACGGAGAGCCGCGACAAAAUCGGAGACAGCCGUUACCUUAUCACCUAAAGACAAUGAGGAGAAAAAAGAAAUUAAAGACACAGUUUCAAAAACACGAAAGAAAAAUGGACACACAAAACACAGAGGACGUAAACAUCACAGCCACCGCCGAGCUCGGAGCGUUUCAUUUGAUGCUGAUCUUUCCCCUCGGCCGAUGCCUAAAGCGAAGAAAAAGAAAAAGAAGUCUGAGAGGAAGAGGAGAAGACACAGGUCUCCCUCCUGCAGUCCGUCGCCUGUGAGGAAGAAAAAGAAGAAGAAGAGCUCAAAGAAAAGGAAGCGACACAGGUCUGCUUCAAGGAAAGGGAGACACAGUGGUUCGAGUCCUAGACGUAAAAGGAAGGAGGACAAAAAACAUAAAAAGAGGUCAAGGAGUCACCCUCACCGCAAACAUCGACACCGGAAAACUAUAAGGAGCUCCUCCUAUAUGGAACACAGGCACAGAUCUGAAGACAGUGAUAAAUCUAGUUUCCCAGAAGACGGUCAUUCGUCAGCUGAUCACAGAGGCGACACACGCAGGUCGGCAAUCAAGCUGACCAAUAAAAUCUCGCCUAAGUGCUGCUGCCGAUUUGCUGCGAGCACCGUAACUGUCUCUCCAUCGCAUUGUGGGGUUGAAGCGGUGAUUGUCCAGGACUCACUGUCCAUUAAGGGCAAAGGACAUGCAGAUUACGAUUCGGGACAUGACACGUCCUCUCCACCAUCGAGUAAAAAUGGCAUCACAAGGUCAAAAGUUGGGGACAAUGCCUCAGAUUCAGGCAAUUCACUGACCAGUUAUGUCUCUCUGGGUAAACCAGUGAUCAGAGAAAAUUCCCCACACACUUCUGUCUUCAACAAGCUCAAAGGUAUAGAGACGGGCAGGUGCUCGGAUUCAGAAAGGACAAAGCCUACACAUCUCACCACUAAUAGGAAUCGGAGUCCGUCGUAUGAUAGAUAUCGGAAUCGAACAAGACCCCGCAGCAGAAGCAUAUCAUCCCAAAGCAGAUACUCAGGACGCUAUUCCAGGAGUCGAUCCCUGUCCUCAGGGAGGAGAUCAUAUUCCCGUUCAUCAAGUUAUUCGCUGGAUUCACGGAGAGGUAGCCUGUCUAGCGCAAGCAGUUGCCACAGUCUCAGUUCCUCACCAGACAGGUUUCGAGAGCGGAAGAGACACUGCAGUUCUUGCGAGAGAAAAAAGCACAGCAGGAGAAGACCUUGUUCUCCAAUAAGGAAGAGAAGAAGAGAUUCCCCCAGCCACCUGGAAGCCCGUAGAAUUACAAGUGCCAGAAAGAGGCCCAUCCCGUACUACCGCCCCAGUCCUUCCGUCAGCAGCCGUUCCUCCAGCCUCCUCUCCUGGCGCCUGUUUUCUCUCAGUCGCAGUCGUUCACGCAGCCGGAGUCGCACUUAUUCAUCAUAUAGGAGCUACAGCCGCAGCUCUUCGUGGAACUCUAUAUAUAGCAGACGCAGCCGAAGCAGAAGCUAUGACUCAAUGGCGAGCUACAGCCGAGCCCGUCGCUAAUUUACGAACGAGCCGGCUGCCGAGAUGCUGAGCCAUGGUGCGAGCGAGGACCCGAUCCGAUUUCAACUGGAAGCGAAAUGGAGCAGCACUAAGAACAUGCUGCGCUUGGGUAUGGAACGCCAGGCAGUGACAGGAUCAUCUGUUCAUUGUCAGAUAAGACUGAAGCUUUCCAUAUUGUUGUGUACUAAAGUGUGUGCUUUCACCAAACGUAAAGAAAAACUUGUCUGUCAGUCACAAACCCUGCUUUUAUAGAAGGUCCAGACCGUACAUGCUGCACAUGGAAGUUACACAAGACGUGAGGAUGUUGCCGGUCAUUCAUUACAAAAGCAGUUACAGGUUAAGCGAAGUGUAUGCGUGCAGGCCUUGACUGUACGAAUCUAUUGUAUUUUUGUAGCGUUUUCUUCUUUAAAUCAUACGUCAAAAGCGCUCAAGAAAAAGAUUUAUUGCAUCCACAACAGCUUUUACCGAGAGCAGCCGCUUUUGUGUUGCACACACCUUCACUUUGAAAAAUGUGCCAUCCAAAUUGGCCCCACCGGCAAACAUACACCCCAUCAGCCCAAAUGCCAGCUUUAUUUAUCUUCUGUUGAACUGGAAAACAAUUUAAAUGCCAUUGGCUGUGAUGAAGAUGAUGGCAGAAUCAAGUGGAUGUGCUCCAGUGGCAGGAACCCUCUUACAGGCCAGCUGCCAAUCAAAUAUGUUAAACUUGCGUAUUAAUCUUGAGACGACAGGACGUGACUUUUAUCCGUAGGAAUAAAAGAAAAGUUGUAAAUUUUUGGAUUUGUCCAAUGUAUUAAAGCACUAGUGUGCCUGCAUAUUAUUAUUAUUAUUAUUAUUUUUAUUAUUAAUAAUUGUUAUUAGCAUGACCCUUGAGUCUUAAUUUUAUUUAAUUUUAUUUAAUAAUUUAUUGAUUUUUGCGCUUAGUCGUUUAGUCUGUAAUCAUUUCUGUAAAGCCUAAAAUUAUUAUUCAGAUCCUUUGAAUUAUUUAUGAGAAACAUAAUAUUUUCAGAUAAUUUCAUAAAUCAGUCAAAAAAAAUCUCUAAAUCUGCACUAAUUCAGUCUGACUGUGUAAAUCUUCACAUAAUGAUAGUGUUUAUAAAUGUGAAUGUUUAAAAAUACAUUGCUGCUCUUGGUGACGCAUCAUUGCAGAUAAACCAAGAAACUAGAUAAACGGAGACAGCUGUCAUAAGACAUCAGUCAUAAUGUCUAGAUCAAGGCUUUCCUAAAGGAUCAAAGAUAUUCGCUGUGUGAUCCAGAUUGACAAGGGAGCGUCUAAAAAUCAUGACACCUUCAUCGCACGAUGACAGUUUUUUUGUUUAUAUGUCCUUCUGGAGUGCUUGUUAAGCGAAGGCAUGGUGAUCUCUAUGCACUGUAGAUUUUUAGCCGUCUGACUGUUGUGAAUUCUGACACUUGUACAGAUAAUUAGUUGUACUGUAGAUGGGAGCGCGAAACACUUGAAGCGGAUCAAAUGUUUUAUCUUCUUAAAUUCAUCUUGUUGUUUCGUCUCAAACCGUUAGCGAGUUUAGUAAAUGAUUAUGUAAAUCUGUCGUGUAAAUAUGCAAACGUUUAGCGCUGCAAUAUUAGGCAUGGACUUUAUUUAUUCUGAUGGAGUAGUGGGACCAGCUUUCUGAUUUGCAUAAAUUGCAUCGCUGUUUAUUUUUAUUCCCUCUAAAUGCUGAAGGUUUGCCAUGAAUCCUGUUUUACACAAAUUCACGAGAAGACAAGCAGCAGUCCAAACACGCUACUAAAGUUUAGAUUGCAUUUGCCAAACACCUGCCGAUUGUUGCCAUAUCAUGCCAGUUUUAUCCUGAAAUAAUACAUUUAAUUUUGCACAUGUAACUACAAUUUUAAAGCACAUGCUUGAGGAUGUAACGCCUCCCCCCCCCCCCACACACACACACACACAUUUCCUUAUUCUACAGUGUAUAUAUAUAUUUGUAUGUGAAUAUCAAUGUCUCCCUUGAUCUUCAAGUUAUUGACUCUUGGUGUGGUCUAAAUCUGUGAUGAAUAUUCAAAGAGUUUGAAAUAAAUAAUUCAUUGAAUUCAUUUACACAUAA